This is a messenger RNA of Perca flavescens (yellow perch), 1851 nucleotides long. RefSeq names its product BRISC and BRCA1 A complex member 2 (gene babam2). Bases 124 to 1284 code for a protein of 386 amino acids. Gene Ontology annotation, cellular component: BRISC complex; BRCA1-A complex. The record is from RefSeq and is a predicted model, not a curated record. Gene Ontology annotation, biological process: double-strand break repair. The transcript is spliced from 12 exons. NCBI's taxonomy places the organism in Eukaryota, Metazoa, Chordata, Actinopteri, Perciformes, Percidae.
UGCCGAGCUAUCAAACGGACCCAAAAUAACAUACCGGAAAUUUCCAGAGCACGAAAUAAACAUUGGCGUUAAUGCUUAAAUUAUCCGACUUCCAGCUAUUUCAGAGUCCUCCGAGUGGAUAAAAUGAACAACAUGUCCCCCGAGGUUGCACUGCAUCGGAUCUCCCCCGAGUUGCGGCCGAUGCUGUGCAGCGUUGUGCGGGACGGCCGUGUAGGACUGGACUCCACCAACUGUCUCCGUGUCACAGACCUCAAAACGGGAUGUACAUCUCUGACCCCUGGUCCCUGCUGUGAUCGCUUCAAACUUCACAUCCCCUAUGCUGGAGAAACCCUGAAAUGGGAUAUCAUAUUCAAUGCACAGUAUCCAGAAUUGCCACCAGAUUUUAUUUUUGGAGAAGAUGCCGAGUUUCUCCCUGAACCCUCAGAACUACCACACUUGGUCCAGUGGGAUGCUGGGGACCCAGAAUGUUUGCUCCAGCUGGUGAAGGAGCUUAUCCAGCAGUACCAUCGCUACCAAUGCCAGCGGCUGCGUGAAAGCUCCAGGCUGCUCUUUGAGUACGACAGUCUGCUGGAGGAUCCCAACUACGGCCGCAACAUGGAGAUUUACGCCGGACGCAAGAACAGCUGGACGGGUGAGUUUUCAGCCCGUUUCCUCCUCAAACUCCCUGUGGACUUCAGCAACAUCCCCGUCUAUCUCCUUAAGGACACAGCGUUGGACCCUGGAGAGGACGUGGCCCUUCUCUCAGUGAGUUUUGAGGAUGCUGAGGCUACCCAAGUCUUUCCAAAACUCUUCUUAUCCCCCAGCAUUGAACAUGCUCUGGGAGAUUCCUUAGCACUUCAAAUCCCAGCAUUCCCCAGUGGCGGAUGCCUAAUUGACUACGUCCCUCAAGUGUGCCAGAUACUCAACAACAAGGUGCAGUAUGUCAUCCAAGGCUAUCACAAGAGGAGAGAGUACAUCGCUGCCUUCCUCAGCCACUUUGGAAUGGGCGUAGUGGAGUAUGAUGCUGAGGGAUUCACAAAACUCACUCUCCUGCUAAUGUGGAAGGACUUUUGCUUUCUAGUACACGUGGAUCUUCCGCUGUACUUCCCGAGGGACCAGCCCACCCUCACCUUCCAGUCUGUGUACCACUUCACCAACAGCGGCCAGCUCUAUUCUCAGGUGCAGGUGUCGUACCCCUACAGCCCUCGCUGGGACGGCAAUGAGAUGGCAAAGAGGGCGAAGGCGUACUUCAAGAGCUUCAUCCCUCAGUUCCAAGAGGGAGCCUUUGCCAACGGGAAACUCUAGUACUCUCUAGCUUAAUGACAUGCCUGGAGAGUUGCCUGUGGGAGUGUGUGUGUGUGUGUGUGUGUGUGUGUGUGUGUGUGUGUGUGUGUGUGUGUGUGUGUGUGUGUGUGUGUGUGUGUGCGUGCGUGUGCGUGCGCGUGUUUUUGUGUCAGCCAUUGUGUACCUGUAUAUGAGUAUGCACAGACUUACAUUCGUGAAAUGUGCUGUACUGUAUAGUGAGACUCACAGUGGGCUUAUUGCACACAGGCUCUGUAAAUUCCACGUUGUUUGAUUUUGAAAUGGUUGCCUCUCAGUCCGUUCACUUCUUUAUUUUAGUUUUAGUGAGAAGCCACUUUUGUUGUAGAAGUUUAGAAGAAGAUGUCCAGACACCGCAACAUGCUAUGAACAAAAAACCUUAUACAACAAAACUCCCACGCAAUUUCUGAAAUGAGCCCAGACUUUAAAACCCAGAAAUUAUGGUGUAGAUACAAGCAAGGGAUGUGACGAUUAAGUGAAAAUAGCAGACACAUGAACAUUGUGCUCAUGUCACACACUUUUGUGGGAUCAGACUUAAAAAGAUGAUUGUUU